Messenger RNA from Arabidopsis arenosa, 513 nucleotides. NCBI's taxonomy places the organism in Eukaryota, Viridiplantae, Streptophyta, Magnoliopsida, Brassicales, Brassicaceae. The record is from the annotation of a GenBank genome assembly.
AUCGCUCUUUGUUCUUCUUAUCUAUAUGAAAUGUAAAAAAGAAGAGCUAGUGAGAAAAGAGAGAGAAGAAAAAAAAUGGCAGACACAGGCAAAGGAAGCUCAAGCGCUAGCUGCAACGAUCGUUGUGGCUGCCCUUCUCCAUGUCCCGGUGGUGAAUCUUGCAGGUGUAAGAUGAUGAGCGAAGCAUCUGGUGGGGAUCAAGAGCAUAACACGUGUCCAUGUGGGGAGCACUGUGGCUGUAACCCUUGCAACUGUCCCAAGACCCAAACUCAAACCUCUGCUAAGGGUUGCACUUGUGGUGAGGGCUGCACCUGUGCCACUUGCGCUGCUUAGACAUCCUUAACUAUGUUUAUACCAUACUUGUAUAAUAGGUACUACUAGCUAGUCAGAUCUGAAAUAAAGCUGCACAACAAUCGUAUGUUCUGCUUCUUGUGUUUCCUUCUUAUGACUCACCAAGAGUUUGUAAAUCCUUAUAACUUGUGGGUCUUGUACCAAUACAACCCACUAAUUGAG